Messenger RNA from Puccinia graminis f. sp. tritici CRL 75-36-700-3, 582 nucleotides. RefSeq lists its product as uncharacterized. The coding region runs from base 1 to 582 and encodes 193 amino acids. The transcript has a single exon. The record is from RefSeq and is a predicted model, not a curated record. NCBI's taxonomy places the organism in Eukaryota, Fungi, Basidiomycota, Pucciniomycetes, Pucciniales, Pucciniaceae.
AUGGCCAACAACCCUAGUGAAUUGAUUAAAACAGAACAUCUCCUGCCGAUCCUCAAUGGAAAGAAUUACCCCUCAUGGUACGGUCGAACAAAGGUUCAACUACGAGGCAAAGACCUCUGGUCAGUCUGUAUCACUCCUCCUGCCGAACCCUCCACCUUGGCUAUCUCAGCUGCUCCCAUAAGCACCACCUCAAGCGAUCACACGAUCUCCAUCAUUGUUCCUCGACUCAGUCAACGCUGCUACAAUGAAUGUGUGAACAAUACCACCAGUGACAGUGCAUACUUGCUUUGGAAGAAGAUUGCCUACCAAUACACAUCAAGAACGGUCAUCAACCAGGGACAAGUAUACAUGACUUGGUCCGCUCUCGUCUAUAAGGGUGAUCUUCAAGACUAUAUCGAUGACACCAGAGCCUGCUUAAUCGACAUUGAUGCAGUUGGUAUCAAUGUUCUACUCAAAGUCAUUGCUUACCUUAUCCUUGGCAAAAUAAUGAAUCAAGAUUUAGAUCAGAUCAUUGACAAAUUAGCUCUUGAUGAGAAAGUAAAUUCCAAUCCUUACAUGGUGUUAAAUGAGCUUCACCCGUAA